Messenger RNA from Polychytrium aggregatum, 1289 nucleotides. RefSeq names its product Sodium/hydrogen exchanger family-domain-containing protein. Gene Ontology annotation, molecular function: sodium:proton antiporter activity. The coding region runs from base 172 to 1185 and encodes 337 amino acids. The record is from RefSeq and is a predicted model, not a curated record. Lineage: Eukaryota; Fungi; Chytridiomycota; Chytridiomycetes; Polychytriales. Gene Ontology annotation, biological process: vacuolar acidification; proton transmembrane transport. Gene Ontology annotation, cellular component: early endosome; late endosome; fungal-type vacuole membrane. The transcript is spliced from 3 exons.
CAGAGUCGAUCCCCAGCUCUAUGCGAUCAUCUUUGGCGAAAGUCUCCUGAACGACUCGGUUGCCAUCGCACUCUUCACCACCCUCUCCAACUUCAACAGCGAUUCCGCCUUCUCACUCUCUAGCAUUUCUAUGGAAUUGGGUCGUUUUCGGCUCUAUUUUUUGGAUCGCUCAUGAUAGGCGUCAUCAUGGCUUUGAUUUGCACUCUCAUGCUCAAGCACUCGCAGCUGUUUGAGUAUCCGUCGCUAGAGUCGUGCAUGGUGUUGCUCUUGGCAUAUGCCUCGUAUCUGCUCUCCAACGGCUGUCACCUGUCUGGAAUAGUUUCGCUGCUGUUCUGUGGCAUCACUCUCAAGCACUAUGCGUACGACAAUCUCAGCCUGCGUUCGAGACGGACCACAAAGUACAUGUUUCGGGUGCUUUCCCAGAUGAGUGAAAACUUUGUCUUUAUCUACCUGGGAAUAUCGAUCUUUACCCGAUCAGACUCUAUUUUCCUGCCGGUCCUGAUCGUUUUGAUCCUGAUCAUAUUGCUGGUGGCUCGCUACAUCUCAACGGUGCCUCUAGCCUGGCUGGUCAACUCGGUCACAUAUCGACUCUACGGGAAAGUGAACCACCUUCCAAAGAACCACCAAUGGAUGAUGUGGUGGGCCGGUCUCCGUGGUGCCAUCGCCUUUGCCCUUGCCUUUGAAGUCACCGGUAAAGCCGGAGACAUCAUUCGCUCAACGACUCUGGUCGUAUGUGUCAUUAGCGUGUUGAUUCUUGGCGGUACCACAAACUAUGCCCUCGAACGACUGAAAAUCGAAACAGAUGUCGGCCCCAAGAGAAAUCAUGCCCUCGCUGACGACAUAGACGAUGCUACAGACUCAAGCGUCGACGGUUUUGAAGAUGACGAUGACGACUCUGGCUAUCGAUACGAAUAUGAGGACGAGCACCCGCUGGCAUCGUUUGCUCCACGUUCGUCGGUCUCAAGCUACGCGUCCUCCCAGCCCCUGUCGGAUGGGCCCCCUAUCGCGACCGAGCGCUCGGCACCGCAUUGGUUCAUAAAUUUUGAUGACCAGUGGGUCAAGCCCCUAUUUUCUCGACGCAAAUAUGAGCGACCUGGCUCCUCGGAGGCGUAUCCGCGCUCCCGGGGCCCGCCUGGCACUGGCAGCAGCCACAAACGAAGGGUAUCGGGCUCACUCGACGAAUAAGCUCCAGUCAUAUAUAACUCUUCCAGUCGAAUAACACGAGUUCUAUUUUCAUAAGAGCGAAUACCACCUGUCUUAAUUUCUCAUUGGUGACGUCGUGGAGUAAU